UAUUGGGACGCCCUUGGGUACAAACAACAUUUUAUCAAAAAGUGGGAAAGGAGAGAGCGAACGCGUUGUGGAACAGGAACAUUGUUGGUCAAAGCGGGGUCGUUCGCAUGUUUCGAGGGACGAGCCUUCAGGCUCCCAUCACUUGGUGUUUGUGUUUCAAACCAAAACCAAAACCAAAAACAAACACUACAAAUAUGCUGCCACCGCUACACUCUGGCACUCGCAGCCGCCAAGGUAUGCACUCACUCACACCUUUUUUUCACAUUAACCUACCCUAACUUUCUUUCGCUGCUUCACUCCUUCAUUCGCCGCAUCUUCUUCUUCUUCUUCUCUCUCUCCCUACCUGAUAUUCUACAACCGUCACAAACGCGAUGGCGCUUGUUUUUGAGGUUUACCGACGCUACAUCUACUGCCACAUUGUCUCACUUUUUAUUCUGUUAAGUUGUUGCUGUUGAAUGAAAUUGAAUUUUCUUAAUCGAGCUUUGAGUAAUUUUUGGUUCAUUUUAAUGUUUGAAUGAACGGUGCCUUGAUGGAUGCAUGACAUGUUUAGCUAGAUGAUGCCAUGACUGAUAAUCUCUGUACACGUGCUUGUCAGUCCUGCCAGUGCAUGAUAUUUUAAUGGCUUUAAAUUGUAAUUCAGUUAUUCUUGGAAAUCUUCCUCUCUUUUUUUCUCAGGUUCUUGGCAGAUUCAACCGUGCUCGCGCUGCUCGGUUGACACUCCCUCAUCAUGUGUGCCAAACUCCUUUGUUUAUGCCUGUGGGCACACAAGGAACAAUAAAGGGAUUGACAAAUAGUCAGCUUGAGGAUAUAGGUUGCCAAAUAAUACUUGGAAAUACUUAUCAUUUGGCCCUUCGACCUACUUCUGAGCUUCUUGAUGAAGUUGGUGGCCUUCAUAAUUUUAUGAAUUGGCAACGGGGUCUGCUUACAGAUUCUGGUGGCUUUCAAAUGGUUUCGCUGUUGCAUCUCGCUGACAUCACAGAAAAAGGUGUGACAUUUCAGUCACCGGUUGAUGGAAAGCCAAUGCUUCUAACACCUGAGGAAUCAAUUCAAAUCCAAAACAGAAUUGGAGCAGACAUCAUUAUGGCUCUUGAUGAUGUUGUAAAGACCACCAUUACCGGUCCACGAGUUGAGGAAGCUAUGUAUCGAACACUUAGAUGGAUAGAUAGAUGUAUAGCAGCUCACAAAAGACCUCAUGAUCAAAAUUUAUUCGGUAUUGUUCAAGGUGGUUUAGAUCCUAUAUUGAGGGAUAUCUGUGCUAAAGGUCUGGUGGAUCGCAAUUUGCCUGGCUAUGCUAUUGGUGGUCUUUCAGGCGGUGAAGAUAAAAAUUCAUUUUGGCGAGUUGUUGCUCAGUGCACUGCUGCUUUGCCAGAGGAUAAACCACGAUAUGUUAUGGGAGUUGGUUAUCCUCUUGAUAUUGUUGUUUGUAGUGCUUUGGGUGCUGAUAUGUAUGACUGCGUGUAUCCCACCCGUACAGCACGCUUUGGCACUGCUCUCAUUCCUGAGGGAGUAUUAAAAUUAAAACACAAAGCAAUGGCCGAAGACACCCGUCCAAUUGAUCCCACUUGCCCUUGUAUGGUUUGCAAGAACUAUACCAGGGCUUACAUCCAUUGCCUUGUGACAAAAGAUGCAAUGGGAUCUCAACUUUUGUCGUAUCAUAAUUUAUACUACAUGCUGCAGCUCAGUAGGAAUCUACACUCUUCAAUAGUUGAAGGAAGGUUCCCAGAGUUUGUAUGUGACUUUCUACACAAAAUGUUUCCCAAAGGUGAUGUUCCUGAAUGGGUCUGCGAUGCUAUGGAGGUGGCUGGAAUCGACAUUUCUUCCUGCUGUGCUCCAUUUUCAUCAUGCGAAGAAUAUGUUUCUAAAAGCAUGCCCAAAGAAGUUAUUUUAGCAGGGUAAAGAUGAUACACAGACGAAUAGAACCAAAAAGUUACAUUGAAGAGAUACACUGUAGUUUACUAUGAUUUCUUGCGGCAUAAAUUUUGUAUUCUGCUUAUGCCGCCAUAGUAAAAAAAAUAUGAAAGGUUAGAAUUAUAAUUUAUACUAUAUCCCUUUAGGUUCUUCUUUAUCACGCAUAUGAAGAUUCGUCUUGUAUGCUAUAGAAUGUAAAACGAUGUAUUGUUUCAUAUACUGUUUUUGUUUCCGAAGUACACGUAGUGAGAGAUUAUCUGACACUGAAGCGAAGCUUAAAUGUAACUCUUUUAUGACCACAAGUUUGCUCAA
This is a messenger RNA of Vigna unguiculata (cowpea), 2220 nucleotides long. RefSeq lists its product as uncharacterized. Gene Ontology annotation, cellular component: cytosol. Gene Ontology annotation, molecular function: tRNA-guanosine(34) queuine transglycosylase activity. The record is from RefSeq and is a predicted model, not a curated record. NCBI's taxonomy places the organism in Eukaryota, Viridiplantae, Streptophyta, Magnoliopsida, Fabales, Fabaceae.